AUGACGGUCAGCUAUAAUCAUCAAGUCGCCACCUCGAAGCCCUACUUAAUUUUGAAGCUCUUGGGCAGAUGGAAAGGCUCCGUUUGGAAAGCCGUCUCGGUUGAGCUCGGCAUUUGGCUGGUUCUGUACUACACAAUUUUCUGCGUUUAUCGUUAUGCUUUUGGGCGCAGUGCACAACAAAGAUUCGAAGACUUUAUCCGCUUCUUCGAUGCCUCGAUGAAAUAUAUUCCCCUGGACUUUCUACUAUCAUUCUUCGUUACAAUUAUUGUCAGCCGAUGGUCGACGAUUUUCCAGAAUUUGGGCAUGAUUGAUAACAUUGCCUUAUUUACGUCAAAUUUUGUGAAGGGGACCAGCGAUCGGGCGCGGAAUAUCAGACGAAAUAUUGUUAGGUAUUGCUGCCUCUCGCAGGCCAUGGUUUUCCGAGACUUGAGCAUGCAGGUUCGCAGGCGAUUUCCGACUUUUGAAGCCCUAGUGGCUGGAGGCUUCAUGAUGGAGCACGAGCUCGAGCAGUUCCACGCCGUUAAAAAUCGAUACGCCAAAUAUUGGGUGCCGCUGAACUGGGCGCUGACGCUGUGCAACGACGCGAAAAAGGAGGGGUUCAUCGAUUCGCAUAUCAACGAAUAUGCCAUCACUCAGGAAAUCCGCCACUUCCGCACCGGGCUGUCGCUCGUUUGGCAACACGACUGGAUUUCGUUGCCGAUUCUGUAUCCACAGAUCGUCUUCACAGCCACUCAUGUCUACUUUCUCUUGGCACUGUUCUCCCGGCAGUUCAUCGUCACGGCCGAUCGGGUGCCUGGCGAGGUCGAUAUUCACUUCCCUGUGAUGACCGUCUGCCAAUUUAUCUUCUACGUUGGCUGGAUGAAGGUCGCCAUGGCUCUUCUAAAUCCUUUCGGAGAAGACGACGAUGAUUACGAUUGUAACUUCUUGUUGGACAGGAAUUUGACGAUGUCCCUAGGAUGCCAAGAUGCGCAUCGUGACCCACCGGAAAUGAAAAAGGAUGCUUUCUGGAAUAUGGAACAGGCUCAACCCCUCUAUUCCUGGCACUCUGCCCUCCGUCAUAUCAACUUCUUUAUGGGUUCUGCGGCCCUGCAAGAAAAAGAAGAGGGCGGCAUGAAGGGACAGGAAAUCACGAUGGUGCCCCAUCCCGUCAACGAGAAAUACAUGAAUCGAAACGAGCCCGGAGAGCGGCGCCCAACCGUCGACUUGCGGAUACGUCGUAACACUCCCAGACCUUCGAUUUCUGAUCGAUCAGCCGGAGAAGAUGAAGCCGGGCUGCUUCUCCUCGGGCGCUACAGUCCACGCCCUCAAAGAACGGCCCAACUCGGCUCGAUGCUGUCGACGAGUCUGGCGAAUAUUCGGAGGAUGACAAAUGCCUCCAUGGGUUCUCGAUCGCGGGUCAACUCGGCCGUAAUUGUGGAAGAGGGCGCUGAUCGGAUUGCUAGACUACCGCCAUUUGAGAACGGCCUCCGUCCCCGUGCCGCUUCAGAGCGACCACCUCAAAUCAACAUUUCCCGAGGGUCGCUUGAUUCCGAUCGAUCCAAUAUAAGCUUCUCGAAGUGCACGAACCUAUUCUGCCAAUUCUUUGUCAACAAGAUUCUACCCUACCUCCUGAUCGCGUUAUUAAUUCUGAAGGUGGAACGCCACUAUUUUGCCCCCAGGAUGGAAUAUCCGUUUUUAAAAGUUGACAACACUUCACGAGUAGACCUGGGUUUCCGAUUUCGACAAUCGCAACGACAUGAAAAUUGCGGACCGAAUACUACGCUUUUCAUCGGAGUCAUCUCCCGCCCCACCGAAUUUGAUCUUCGGGAAAGUGUGCGGAAUAGCUGGGCAAAGAAGGAAAAUUUUGAUUCGAACUUCACGAGAGUCGAAUUUUUCGUCGGGAAGCCGAAAGACUGGGAAAUCGAGCGUCUCCACGCCGAGAUGUGGCAGCACGGCGAUAUAUCAAUUAUCGACAUGGAGGAGGACUACUACGCGUUGCCACAAAAGACGCUUGGGCUGCUAAUGUACAAAGAGCAGCACUGGUUUCUAGCACCGGAAUCGAAGCGUAUCUACGGAGCCUGCUCGGUAAAGACGAAGGUGCAACGGCAUGGGAAAUGGAGUAUUCCGAGAUGGUUACUGCCGCAGAAAACUUUUCCGCAGUAUUGUUCCACCGGCAUCUACAUGUUUGCCGGUAACUCAACGGUCAACGACAUUUUGGAAAGGGUUGGGGUCUCAAAAUACUCAAGGUCCGCCAACUACCGUAAACUGCCCGAGGACGUGCUGUUCAGCGGAAUUUUUCCGGAGCAACUAGGAAUUUCGAGGGUAACAAUCCCCGGCGUGUCGUUCAAUUCCACCGUCCUCACCGGCUGUGAGAAUGGGACUACGCUGGUGUACAGCUUACACAUGACGUCGAGCAAGGAUCCGGCCGAACAUCUGACAUGGAUAAGGAACACGGCAGCCGCCAAAUGCUUCGAUUUGAACCUCGCAAAGAAGAAGCAGAAUUCUGAGGAGGAAUCUGAAGAAGCGGAAGAGCCGGAA
This is a messenger RNA of Mesorhabditis spiculigera, 2517 nucleotides long. NCBI's taxonomy places the organism in Eukaryota, Metazoa, Nematoda, Chromadorea, Rhabditida, Rhabditidae. The record is from the annotation of a GenBank genome assembly.